AUGCCCCGCUUCACCUUCGCCUGCUUCUGCGGCCUCCACGGCUUCUGCACGAUGAGGAAGGAGAAGGACGAGCGCGGCGCGGAGCGGGAGACGGCGGUGUGA
Molecule: messenger RNA, 102 nt
Organism: Rhea pennata
Lineage: Eukaryota; Metazoa; Chordata; Aves; Rheiformes; Rheidae
Gene: BLACAT1
Product: BLACAT1 overlapping LEMD1 locus
Exons: 1
Coding region: 1-102 (33 amino acids)
Source: RefSeq, a predicted model, not a curated record